UCUUGUGGAUUAACCAUAAAUCAAUUUCUGAGCCGAGACUUUCGUGAACUCCGCAUGAACAUUUUCAAUUUUUAUAAUAAAUCAGUGAAUUAUCGAAUCAAACUUACUUUUGACACGUUUUUAACGUCGAAAUAAAUUCGAAUUUAAUUUUAACCUCAAAGUAUUAAAGAAAGAAAACAAAAGUGCCGCGUGAAAACGUUACUCGACAUUUUCGCGAGAAGAUUCCUUAUAAGCUCGCUUAUAAGCUUCGGGACAAAGCUAAUACACAGAAAAACUUAACUAAUUUAUCAAGAAUGACUGCAAUUUCAGCGGGAGGCGACGGUAGGGGUAAUCAUGGACAAGCUUAUAAGGACAAAAGUAAACCUGCUGAUAUUCGAAGCAGUAAUAUUAAUGCUGCGAAAGCCGUAAGCGAUGCAAUUCGUACUAGUUUGGGUCCUCGUGGAAUGGAUAAAAUGAUUCAAGCAGGCAAUGGUGAAGUAACAAUUACAAACGAUGGAGCUACUAUCUUGAAAGAAAUGAACGUUAUACAUCCUGCGGCUAAAAUGUUAGUUGAAUUGUCUAAAGCUCAAGACAUUGAAGCAGGUGAUGGAACUACAAGCGUUGUUGUAGUAGCUGGCUCUUUGUUAGAAGCUGCAGAACGUUUAUUACAGAAAGGAAUUCAUCCUACACUUAUAAGCGAUGCUUUUCAAAAAGCUGCGGCUAAAGCAGUCGAAAUACUUACAAGUAUGUCUAUACCGGUUGAUUUAACAGAUAAAGAAUCGCUUGUUAAAGCUGCGGCAACAUCGCUUAAUUCUAAGGUUGUAUUCCAACAAUCGAGUUUAUUGGCUCCGUUAGCCGUGAAUGCAGUAUUAAAAGUUACAGAACCAGGAAAAGAACAGGCUGUAGAUUUAAAUGAUAUCAAAGUAAUCAAAAAAUUAGGGGGUACUGUUGAAGAUACGGAGUUGGUAGAAGGAUUGAUAUUUACACAAAAAUCGUGUAAUGUUAACGGGCCGAAACGUAUCGAAAAGGCAAAAAUUGGUUUGAUUCAAUUUUGCAUCUCUCCACCUAAAACAGAUAUGGAUCAUAACGUUAUUGUAUCAGAUUAUGCUGCAAUGGAUAGAGUUUUGAAGGAAGAACGUGCUUACAUAUUGAAUAUCAUAAAACAGAUUAAAAAAACUGGAUGCAACAUAUUGUUGGUUCAAAAAUCUAUUUUACGCGAUGCUGUCAGUGACCUUGCUAUUCACUUCUUAGAUAAAAUCAAAGUUAUGGUAAUCAAAGAUAUAGAACGCGAGGACAUUCCGUUUGUAUGUAAAACUUUGGGAUGUAGGCCAAUAGCAUCUUUAGAUCAUUUUGUUGCUGAGAAUCUCGUUUCUGCAGAAUUGUGCGAAGAAGUGCAAACGGGAAGUUCUAAAUUUGUGAAGAUAACUGGUAUACAAAAUUAUGGUCGUACGGUUACCGUACUGGUACGUGGAAGUAAUAAAUUGGUUUUGGAAGAAGCCGAGCGUUCUUUGCAUGAUGCAUUAUGCGUUAUUCGAUGUUUGGUAAAACAGAAAGCAAUGAUUGCUGGAGGUGGAGCACCUGAAAUAGAACUUGCAUUGAAACUAGGAGCGUAUGCACAAACUUUAGGCGGAGUGGAUGCUUAUUGCGUUCGAGCUUUCGCAAAUGCGCUCGAAAUUAUUCCAUCUACGUUAGCAGAAAAUGCAGGUUUGAAUUCAAUCGCGACUGUUACUGAAUUACGAAAUAGACAUGCUCAAGGUGAAAUGACAACUGGAAUUAAUGUUCGUAAAGGAGCUAUUACAAAUAUUCUCGAAGAAAAUGUACUUCAGCCACUUUUAGUUUCAACCAGUGCUAUCACUCUUGCUUCUGAAACUGUACGCAGUAUACUUAAGAUAGAUGAUAUUGUUAAUACAAAUCAAUAAAUUGCUCAAAUAAAAUAUAAUUAAUAAUAUGUUUAAACAGCAUGAUUUCUACGCUUUCAUUGUAAUUGUAUUAUUUGUAUGAAGUUCCAAUGGGCUAAUUAUUGCAAAACUUUUGUUGCAUUACCGUUUGAAUAGCGCUUUGUACUAUUCAAUGUUUUUAUAAAAGAAAAUUAAAUAUAAUAAACAAACUUCUACAAAA
Molecule: messenger RNA, 2097 nt
Organism: Vespula pensylvanica (western yellowjacket)
Lineage: Eukaryota; Metazoa; Arthropoda; Insecta; Hymenoptera; Vespidae
Gene: CCT4
Product: T-complex protein 1 subunit delta
Exons: 10
Coding region: 294-1898 (534 amino acids)
Biological process (GO): protein folding
Cellular component (GO): chaperonin-containing T-complex
Molecular function (GO): ATP hydrolysis activity; ATP binding; ATP-dependent protein folding chaperone
Source: RefSeq, a predicted model, not a curated record